Vollenhovia emeryi is the source of this 888-nucleotide messenger RNA. RefSeq lists its product as uncharacterized. The coding region runs from base 1 to 888 and encodes 295 amino acids. The transcript has a single exon. The record is from RefSeq and is a predicted model, not a curated record. Lineage: Eukaryota; Metazoa; Arthropoda; Insecta; Hymenoptera; Formicidae.
AUGAUUGAUAUUCUCAAUAUCAACGAAGAGCCAAUCUUCGACGAGCGCAUCGUCAAGAUUGAGACUCACUCGUACAAUCCGUUUGCCAACACUACAUUCGGGCACAGCGAUGAGAUAAGAAUACCAAUACAACAGGAUCUCUAUACGUUGCCGCAUGAAAGUUUUCUGUACAUCGAGGGAAAACUAACUACUGCCAAUCAAAUCGAAGGAUCUGAUGUAGUACUGGGAAAUAAUUGUGUCGCGUUCAUGUUCGACGAGAUCCGAUAUGAACUUGAUGGUGUGGAGAUUGAUCGCGCCAGAAAUGUUGGAAUAACCAGCACGCUCAAGACCUAUGUCUCGUCAUCGUUCGAUAAAAUGAUGUCUCUGAAGAAUGCCGGCUGGGAUGUGGUGAACAAUGGAACUGGCGACUUUAAUUUUUGUGUACCACUCAGCAUGCUAUUGGGAUUCUGUGAAGAUUAUCAACGCGUGGUGAUUAACGCCCGUCACGAAUUGAUUUUAAUACGAUCGCGCAAUGAUAACAACUGUCUCUUUGGAAAUGCAGCGAUGGAGCCUAAACUUGAAAUAUUCAAGAUACAGUGGCGCAUGCCGCAUGUGUUGUUAAACGAGGUGAACAAACUGUCGAUGCUGCGUGCUUUGGAAAGCGGACAAUACCUCAAUAUGGGAUUUCGUUCAUGGGAUCUGUACGAGUAUCCGCUAUUGCAACAGACGACUAAAGAUUCAUGGGCUAUUAAAACGGCUACUCAGCUCGAGAAGCCGCAGUAUCUUAUCUUUGCUCUGCAAACAGGUCGGAAAAAUAUCAUGUCACAGAAUGUGAGCCAAUUCAGUCACUACAAAUUGACCAACGUGAAACUCUAUCUGAAUUCGGAAUGUUAUCCAUACGAUGCAUGA